Dioszegia hungarica is the source of this 573-nucleotide messenger RNA. RefSeq names its product acyl-CoA N-acyltransferase. Gene Ontology annotation, molecular function: N-acetyltransferase activity. NCBI's taxonomy places the organism in Eukaryota, Fungi, Basidiomycota, Tremellomycetes, Tremellales, Bulleribasidiaceae. The transcript has a single exon. The record is from RefSeq and is a predicted model, not a curated record. Bases 1 to 573 code for a protein of 190 amino acids.
AUGUUCGGCCCCGUCGCCACCCCCGAAAUUCAGAUCGCUCGAGUCACAGAUCCCGAGCCACGAGUCAUCAAUUACGCACUGGCCGCGUGGAGGGAACUCUUCGCCCCGCGUACGAACAACCCCACUAUCCCCAUUGAUCUCGCUGCUUUCCGAAAGGUCUACUGUGCUGCACACUCAGGCGCAUGCUUUCUUGUCGCUCAGGUUCCCCCUUCCCACAGACAAAUCGAACGCCAAGAGAAAGGCAAAGUCGUCGGUAUCCUCGCUUUCCUACCUUACUCUCCUCGGUUCAAGGACAACGCGGGGGCGCUCCGCCCGGAGCUCUUGUGGUCGAAUACGAAGACGAUCGAGGUGGUGCGGCUCUACGUGUCUGCCGAGUACAGAGGACAGCAGAUUGCACAAAAGCUUAUCGGGAGGCUUGUGGAAGAGGCUAAGGAUGAACAGGCGGAGAUGAUGUAUCUUCACACUCAUCCUUUCCUCCCGGGAGCGGAGCAGCUGUGGCGCAAGAUGGGAUGGAGCGUGGUCAGUCGGGAUGAGGAUGCUUGGGAGAGCAUUCACAUGACACGAAGAAUCUAG